AUGAAACAUACUUCAAAUUUGGUUCACAUUGGAUCAGUGCUCGUGCUACUAAUAACCUAUUUGGUUGUUGCUAUGAUCACCUACUUGGUUGUUUCUCGUAUCUACUCUAGGAAAGCAAAAGUCAGUGACCUUUGCCCGGUCAAUCUAAAAUGUUUCACUUACGUGGAGCUCACUCAAGCUACAAAUGGAUUCAAGGAAGAACUAGGUCGCGGUGCUUUUGCGACAGUUUUCAAAGGAGUUUUAGCAUGUGAUAAAGGGAAGGUAGUUGCUGUAAAAAGAUUGGACACAGUGGUUAGAGAAAAUGACUGGGAAUUCAAAGCUGAAGUAGGUGCAAUUGGUGGAACAAAUCACAGAAAUUUAGUCAAACUACAAGGAUUCUGCAACGAGGGGCAGCACCGAAUUCUUGUGUAUGAGUUCAUCAGUAAUGGCUCUCUAGCAAGCUUCCUCUUUGGAGAGGUGAGGCUAACCUGGUAUCAAAGAAGGUUGAUUGCCUUGGGAACUGCAAGAGGGCUCUUAUAUUUGCAUGAGGAGUGCAGCAGCCAAAUCAUACAUUGUGACAUUAAGCCUCAGAACAUUCUUCUAGAUGAGUCUUACACAGCAAGAAUUGCUGACUUAGGAGUAGCCAAGCUUUUGAAAACGGACCAAACACGAACAACUACUAGAAUCAGGGGUACAAAAGGGUACGUGGCCCCAGAAUGGUACAAAAGUUUGCCUGUUACAGUAAAAGCUGAUGUUUACAGCUAUGGUGUUUUGCUAUUAGAGAUUAUUUUCUGCAGGAAGAAUUUCAAGGCAGAGGCAGAGGAUGAUGAUCAAAUGAUACUAGCUAAUUGGAAUGAUGAUGAUGAAGCAAAGGAUGACAUCAAAGCUGUGGAGAAGUACGUGAUGAUCGCAUUCUGGUGCAUUCAAGAGGAUCCAUCAAUGAGACCAACCAUGAAGACUGUCACACAGAUGCUUGAAGGAGUAGUUGAAGUGUCCGUCCCACAAAACCCAUCCUCAUUGUAUGCAAUUUAA
Molecule: messenger RNA, 1011 nt
Organism: Rosa chinensis
Lineage: Eukaryota; Viridiplantae; Streptophyta; Magnoliopsida; Rosales; Rosaceae
Product: G-type lectin S-receptor-like serine/threonine-protein kinase LECRK4
Exons: 2
Coding region: 1-1011 (336 amino acids)
Biological process (GO): protein phosphorylation
Molecular function (GO): ATP binding; protein kinase activity
Source: RefSeq, a predicted model, not a curated record